Messenger RNA from Rotaria socialis, 564 nucleotides. The record is from the annotation of a GenBank genome assembly. Lineage: Eukaryota; Metazoa; Rotifera; Eurotatoria; Philodinida; Philodinidae.
AUGGCUUCCUGCAUGGCAUUAAAACGUUCUUUUGAACAUGAUCGAGAUUCUAACACUAACUCGACUCCUUACGAAUCAAGGACACCAUCAUCGAAACGUCAACGUCGUUGUUUUCCAGUGACCGUUGUUUCGUCAACAAAUGAUACGAAUUCAGAAAUGUCAUACGGAAAUCAAUCAGUAUUUCCUGAUGUUCAACCAGUUAUAACAGCUGAUAUUUUAUUAACACGAAUAAAAGAAGAAGUGCGCCGUCUUCAACGACGACAUCAAUUAAAAGCAACAACAUCAUCAGAUUUAUUCAAUGAUGAACAUAAUCAUACCACUGAUUCAACAUCAUUAAAUAAUUUACCUGGACAUUCAUCCUCAAAUAGUCAACAUCUUUUAACAAUUAAACAAGUCAAUAUGAUUUGUGCUCGAUUAUUAAAAGAGCGUGAAGAACAAAUACGCGAAGAAUACGAUCAAAUUCUAUCAAAUAAGCUUAAUGAGCAAUAUGAAGGUUUUGUUCGAUUUACUCAAGAUCAAUUAGCAAAACGAUUUUCGGAACUUCAAUUUUCUUAUGUUUCCUAA